AUGAGCUGCCCAUACAGAGUGCUUGGCGUUCCAAGGGGGUGCACGGCAGAAGAGCUGAAAAGGGCGUAUGUCAGGCGGGUGCGGCAGACCCACCCGGACAUCACAAAAAAAGACACGGCCAAGCAGUUUGUUGAGGUGCAGAGCGCAUACUACGUGCUGCACGAGGAUGUGGGCACAGGGAAGGGGAACAGAGAGCCAGAGCUGGACAGCAUGCCGUACAUGGUCAUAGAGGUGGACGCAGCGGCAGACAUCAAGUGCCGGUGUGGAACAGUGUACACACACACUGACGAGGUCGGGCUCGUGGAGUGCAUGACCUGCUCGCACUACAUAGAAAUAGUUCCCUCCGCAGGCAGAGAAUAG
Molecule: messenger RNA, 360 nt
Organism: Nematocida major
Lineage: Eukaryota; Fungi; Microsporidia
Exons: 1
Coding region: 1-360 (119 amino acids)
Biological process (GO): protein refolding
Cellular component (GO): cytoplasm
Source: RefSeq, a predicted model, not a curated record